AAUGGCUAUAAAUAGCGAAGCAGUUGAUGAGUCCAUUUACGCCUCACCUCAUCUCUCAUUCAUCACCAAUAACAUUCUCUCCUCACUUUCUCUCUCAUCAACCACACACCUUCCUCUCUCUCUCUCUAGAACUACUAUUAAUCCCAUCUUCUUAGCAAACACACCAAAACAGAAAAAAGAAACAGAAACACAAAAUGGUGGUUCUCUCAAAACCGGCAAUAACCCAACACUUCUCCAAACCCAAGCACACCGCCGCCGCCGCCGCCGCCGCAUUGUCGUUCCCCGGUGUGCCGCUAAUAGACCUAUCAAAACCCGACCCGCAAACCCAGCUAGUCAAAGCCUGCGAGGAAUUCGGGUUCUUCAAAGUCACCAACCACGGCGUACCAAUUCAUUCCAUCAGAGAACUCGAAGCACAAGCCGUUAAGUUCUUCUCUCUCCCCAGCUCCGACAAGUCCAAAGCCGGCCCGCCCGACCCGUUUGGCUACGGCGACAAGAAAAUCGGACUCAAUGGCGACGUCGGCUGGGUCGAAUACUUACUCUUCACCACCAACAACCAAUCUUCUUACCACAAAUUCUCCUCCAUUUUCGGCGAAGCCGCCGAAAAUUUCCGGUGUGUGGUGAAUGAAUAUGUGGCGGCGGUGAAGAAAAUGGCGUGUGAGAUACUUGAAAUGCUGGCGGAGGGGCUGAAGAUUCAGCAGAGGGAUGCUUUCAGUAAGCUGUUAAUGGAUGAGCAGAGUGACUCUGUUUUCCGGCUGAAUCAUUACCCGCCGUGCCCGGAGUUUAAAGAAUCCAACGGCAGGAAUUUGAUCGGGUUCGGGGAGCACACCGACCCGCAAAUUAUCUCCGUUUUGAGAUCCAACAACACUUCCGGCCUCCAAAUCUCCCUCAAAGACGGCAACUGGAUUUCCGUUCCCGCCGAUCAAGAUUCCUUCUUCGUUAAUGUUGGCGACUCGCUGCAGGUAAUGACAAAUGGGAGGUUUAAGAGUGUAAAGCAUAGAGUAGUGACAAACACCUCAAAAUCAAGGCUAUCAAUGAUUUACUUUGGAGGGCCACCGUUGAGUGAGAAAAUAGCACCAUUGCCAUCACUAAUAAAAGGGGAAGAAGAUAGUUUGUACAAGGAGUUUACAUGGUUUGAGUACAAGAAAUCUGCUUAUAAGUCAAGAUUGGCUGAUAAUAGGUUGGGUCUAUUUGAGAAAAUUGCAGCCUAGCUCAUAAUUUAAUUAUAAUAUAUGUUUCAUUUCAUUAAUUAUUCAAAGUUUGCAUGUAUAGUGGGGGUUUUAGUUAGUUUUAUUGUAGGUGAUUGAUUUUUUUUUUUUUUUUCCUUUUACAUUUAUAGAUGGUAAACUUUGUACCUUUUUUUUAAUUGUUAAAUUCACACAUCGUGUAAAACUUUUCUUGUUAAUAAUACAAGAAAUUACAUCAAGUGCGUAA
Messenger RNA from Erythranthe guttata (spotted monkey flower), 1431 nucleotides. RefSeq names its product gibberellin 2-beta-dioxygenase 1. Lineage: Eukaryota; Viridiplantae; Streptophyta; Magnoliopsida; Lamiales; Phrymaceae. The record is from RefSeq and is a predicted model, not a curated record.